This is a messenger RNA of Boleophthalmus pectinirostris (great blue-spotted mudskipper), 1211 nucleotides long. Its product is annotated as zinc finger protein 568-like. Gene Ontology annotation, biological process: regulation of transcription by RNA polymerase II. The record is from RefSeq and is a predicted model, not a curated record. The coding region runs from base 591 to 1109 and encodes 172 amino acids. The transcript is spliced from 2 exons. NCBI's taxonomy places the organism in Eukaryota, Metazoa, Chordata, Actinopteri, Gobiiformes, Gobiidae. Gene Ontology annotation, molecular function: DNA-binding transcription factor activity; RNA polymerase II cis-regulatory region sequence-specific DNA binding.
AAGAAGAAGAACGUUGUCUUUGUUGUUGUCAACCUGCCAGGUGCUCUAUCUGUGGGCCUAAAAUAAAACUCUGUUGUUGCAGGAGCGCAGAGCCCGAAGAGAAGCGCACACGGCUCAGUGUGUGGAGACGAGACGCGGGACAAGAGAAGCGGUGGGAGUGGACUGCUCUGUACCUUUGAGUGAUCGGGCGGAGUGGUAACAGUACAAACCUGUGGAACGUCAGUGGCGGACACCCCCUGGAGGAUGAACAGUGCGGUACAGAUGCACUUGCUCCGUGCUCUGGUCACAGAGUGUUUGUCCACAGCAGCAGAAGAGAUCCUGCGGCUGGUGCACAGUACCCUGCUGCCAGACGGACAGCCCUGUACCAAGUGGGUGGUGGACAGUCAGCAGCUGGAUGCAGCGCACGGAGGUAAUACGGAGUCCUGCUAUCUCAUAUAUGUCUCAUUUGAAGAUUCAGUGAUCUUAAUGUGCUUCAGAAUCGGAGCCCGUAGGGCCACAAUCCAAUGUAGAAGAUGUGAAACUGUGUUGGGAGCUCCACGUAGAGGACCAGCUUGCAUCUUCUACAGACACACCAUGAAGAAAAUGAGAAGAUGAAGUCUCACAAAACCACAAAGUGCAGCCCUGAUCACACAGACUGUGGAGCAGACAGGAGUGCUGAGUCCAGAUCUGGGGCUCUGGCUUGUGAAUCUCCACGACCAUUAUGUCUCUUCAGAGUCCAGCCAGUCUCUCCUGAACGCAGGUGUCUAACUCUCAUAAAGUCCAAAGCAGCGCGUUAUGCAGGGUCUAACCAACCAUUGAGCCAUUCACAGAAUCUGCCUAAAAAGAUCAGCCGUCUUAAAGCAGGCACAGAGCUGAAGCCCUAUAAGUGCCCCUGCUGCCCCAGGGCCUACUCUCUGACCAAGACUCUGAUCCGACACAUGAAGGUGCACGCAGAGUCAUACCAGUGCAGCGUGUGUGGGAAGUGCUUCUGUCAGAAGUCCCACCUGGCGAGACACAUGCGGCUACACACUGGGGAGAGGUCCUUCCACUGUCAGCUCUGCCCAGAGACAUUCUCACAUAAGAGGAGCAUGGAGAAGCAUAUGAAUAAGUGCCAUUUGGAAGGAAUUUAAGCCUUUGGUCGCUUCAGUUACACAGCCGAUGGUGUUUCAGUCGACCCAGUUUUGAAAACUUUGUAACAUCUUGUGUAAUUACAAUUUUUCUUUGAACAGCAA